Molecule: messenger RNA, 1159 nt
Organism: Lates calcarifer (barramundi perch)
Lineage: Eukaryota; Metazoa; Chordata; Actinopteri; Centropomidae
Gene: whr1
Product: serine/threonine kinase 19
Biological process (GO): positive regulation of Ras protein signal transduction; protein phosphorylation
Molecular function (GO): protein serine/threonine kinase activity
Source: RefSeq, a predicted model, not a curated record
CCGCCCGGUGGCAGCCGUGACACUUCCUGCAAAAACAGCGAGAGGGAGACUCUUAAGUUGUCCGUUGGAGCUGUGAACAGUGUGUGGCGUUGAAUGGGACCAAAGCUAUGUGAAUACCAGUAUUAUUGCUAUUAAUAGCUAUCAGGUAUGAACAGGAAACGGGCUCUGAUUUCAGACACUUUCAAGGUGAAGAAAAGAAGAAACGGCACAGAGAAUUUUGGAGCCGUCAGUGUCGGAGAUGGGCCAACUGACAUCAGAUCCACACUGGAGUACCUCAUGACACUGUUCCCCAGAAAGCUCUUCAAUGACACCUUGCCACAAAUUGUGCUCAAGCACCAACUCUACAGCAUACACAAUGACAAGACCUUGGUGGAUAAGGAAGUGAAUAAACUACGAGAACAAGCAGAGCUGCUGAUGUUCCAGCUGGGGUUUGACGCAGAAGCUUUCGGGCUGGUCUUCGCAUCGGACUACAGAGCCAAAGUGCUGGCGGGAGAAGAGGGCAAAGUGACACGAGCGACAGUGGAGAAGUUCUUGGAGAAAGUGUUGACCCCCUCUUGCACAGAUCUGAGCUUCAGCAAAGACCGAAUGCUCCAGGAGUUCCUCUUCACAGACUCGGAGAUAACGCAGCUCGUGAAGUCAGGGGUUCUGACUGUGAGGGACGCGGGCAGCUGGUGGCUCUCCAUUCCCAACUCUGGCAAAUUCACUAAGUACUUUAUACAGGGUCGUAAAGCUGUGCUCGGCAUGGUGAAGAAGUCCAAAUAUAGCGAAGUCUUAAAGGCAGAGCUGGAGGAGCGACGAACAACCACACAAGUCAAAUUCCACAUGAAAUACCACAUCCAUGACAUUGUUGGCGCAGAGCUGGUAGAGAGCAUACCUACAACUUCUGGGACAUUGUUACGAUUUGUUGAUUCCUGAUGCACCGCAACAACACAGACAUCAGUGUUUGGUUGAGGUCAGUGAGUGACUGAAGAUAUUUAAGUUGAACAAAGCUUGUGAAAAGUGUUCAUAUAAGGACUGCAGGUGAAUUCAUUUAAGGUUUCAGAUUUAGAUUCUGUGCCAAAUGUAAUAUAAAACCUUGUGGGUUUAUAAACUGUCAAUUUAUGUUGACAUGACCGUGUCAAGUUUUGAUUUAUCUUCAAAUUAAAUGAUUUGAAAUGCU